CAAGCUGGGCGAACCUGGUAGGGGCGGGGCGGGAGCUGCUACGUCAUCAGCGCAUGGGGCCGCGGGGGGGCGGGGCUUUCGCCGGCACCUGUGUCCACCUGUCCGGCGCCUUUCGCUGCUGACCCCGCCGGGCGGCUCCUAAGGGCCCAUGGAGCCAGUGCAGCUGCCCGACGCCGACGCCUUCCGGGCCUUCCAGGCUCAGUGCGAGGCGGGGGGCGGCUGGCAGAGCAGGUACAGCCGGGAGGGCGUCGGGGUGUGGGUGCAGCCGCCCCCGCCCGCCGGCCCCGCCGUGCACACGGUCAAGUGCCGCAUUGACAUCCAAGAUGUGCCAGCGGAGACGGUAUAUGAUGUGCUGCAUGACAUUGAGUAUCGCAGGAAGUGGGACAUGAACGUCAUUGACACACACGACAUUGCCCGUCUUGCCACCAAUGCUGAUGUGGGCUACUACGCCUGGAAGUGUCCAAAGCCCUUAAAGAAUAGAGAUGUGGUGACACUGCGAUCCUGGCAGGUUGUGGAUAAAUCUUACAUGAUCAUCAACUUCUCUGUGAAACACGCGCAAUAUCCUCCCCGAAAGGACCUGGUAAGGGCUGUUUCUAUCUUGGCGGGAUACUUUGUGCAGUCGACUGGACCAAACAGCUGCACCUUGACUUACCUGGCUCAGGUGGACCCCAAAGGGAAACUGCCAAAGUGGGUUGUGAAUAAAGCUUCCCAGUACCUGGCACCAAGGAUGCUGAAGAAGAUGCAUAAGGCCUGCUUGAAAUACCCCUCCUGGAAACAGCAGCACAAUGUCAGUGUGAAGCCCUGGCUGUACCCUGAGCAGAAUAAGCUCCCCACCAUGAUGCUGUCAGACCUGGCACUCCAGCAUGCUGCCUCUCUGGAGAACAUUGACGAGAGCAGCCUGUCGGAGGUGAAGGAUGAGAGAGGAGACCACAGUGGCUCUGAGAACUGAUGCUGCUUGGCUCUUUUCCAGGAGCAACACUGCACUAGACUGUUUUUGGACUCUUCCUGACAGUUUUACAUUAAAGGGGGGAAAUG
This is a messenger RNA of Dermochelys coriacea (leatherback sea turtle), 1035 nucleotides long. RefSeq names its product START domain-containing protein 10-like. The transcript has 6 exons. Gene Ontology annotation, molecular function: lipid binding. Lineage: Eukaryota; Metazoa; Chordata; Testudines; Dermochelyidae. The coding region runs from base 149 to 949 and encodes 266 amino acids. The record is from RefSeq and is a predicted model, not a curated record.